CAAGUUUUCAUGUUUUUUUAUCAGCCUAUUAUUGAUUGGACAGUGUUAUUUUACUUAUUUACUUAAAUUACUUGUGUAACGUUAAUAGCCUUUGCAUAAACAAAGUUGUAAGUGUGAAAUGAAAUUUUAUGCCUAACGUUAAUGUCCAAUGACCUUUGUGUCACAUUUUCCAACACAGAUGGAGGGCUGGCACAGAGCAAAUAAUGUGGCAGGGAUCUCUGCUGUACAUAGAGUACGCCUCAGACUAGCGAUGAGAGAGCGGCUUCUUCGUGGCAUCAGUUUUGACAUCUACCCUCCACCAAGCCGGUACAUCAGAGGGCUGUACUUCACCACAUGGGAAGCAGCCAUGGCCCAUAUUGACAUGACAAUUCAGCUAUAUGGAAUGGUGUCCUCUGGAACCUACAAUGUUCGGGCACUGGGAACUCUAGUGGCAGCGCAGUACUUUGCCGACCAGGCCAGGAGGACUCAUGAGGGCAAAAACAUCCCAUCUUGCCACAAGCUUGGCCAUAUCCAAGCCCACAUGGUGGAUGAAAUGAAGAUGAGGAUGAAACCUGAACAGGUCCGUGGUUUCCCUCUGCGUAUGACCGCUAGUACACCAGUGUACCCCAGCCAGUCAGUGGAUGUCAUCCCUACCACCACUAGUGUACCAGGACAGCCAUGGAAACCACCAACAAAGUUGGAUGUCGUCGUGAUAAAAAACCAUGCUUUUGAUUCAGCUGACAGAAGCAAGGUUAACACAAAGAAACGUAAAACCCUGUCCAGUAAGUUCAACGCGCCUCUAAAAGGACAGAUUGGUGUUCGACAAUACCAUCGCACGGACAUGUCCAGAAUCUUGCCACAUAGCCGUAUUGGACUUUAAAAGGCACCCAAAGCAACUUGAGGCUGGUAUAACUGGAAAAAAAAUGAAGAAGGAAAUCUGUAUGAUAAAGGCAUUCACUGCCUCCUUUCAGCACAUUUGCGACAUUUUUCAUACUUUGGGUGGUUAGAAACAGCACAAAAACAAGCCACCAGACGAGUAUUUUAGUUAUGGGUACCACCCUAAACUCGGCUAGCUCCAUGGAGCUAAUUAUUCUCAGAUUUUUACAGCGUUCUCGCGACACAGGGACAUAAAAUUUUUACUCCUUGAAUAGCAACAUGGAAUGGGAAAGGGUUAGUUCAACUUACUAUGUGGAAAAGUGGCCCGAGAAUUAACUUUUUCAAAUUUAGUUCUACUGGUGUACUCAAGUCGCUUUGGGCUCCUUUUAAACCUAUUCUACAUGUACAUAUCACAAAAUGAGAGUGUUGUAACUGCAAGCUGUAAUGGGCUGAAAAGUCCAUAAUAAACAUUUUUAAA
Molecule: messenger RNA, 1333 nt
Organism: Branchiostoma belcheri (Belcher's lancelet)
Lineage: Eukaryota; Metazoa; Chordata; Leptocardii; Amphioxiformes; Branchiostomatidae
Exons: 5
Coding region: 149-859 (236 amino acids)
Source: RefSeq, a predicted model, not a curated record